This is a messenger RNA of Saprolegnia diclina VS20, 1452 nucleotides long. RefSeq lists its product as hypothetical. The record is from RefSeq and is a predicted model, not a curated record. Gene Ontology annotation, cellular component: Rad6-Rad18 complex; nucleus. Gene Ontology annotation, biological process: protein monoubiquitination; DNA damage tolerance. The coding region runs from base 46 to 1377 and encodes 443 amino acids. Gene Ontology annotation, molecular function: metal ion binding; single-stranded DNA binding; ubiquitin protein ligase activity. The transcript is spliced from 2 exons. NCBI's taxonomy places the organism in Eukaryota, Oomycota, Saprolegniomycetes, Saprolegniales, Saprolegniaceae.
AAUCUGUCAUCUUCCCACACAAAUAGAUUCCGGCCGCCCAUCAUCAUGGACGGCGUGGGCGACGUCGACGACGAGUGGGUUUGGCCCACGAGCCUCAUGGAAGCCCGGCAGAUGGAGGGCUUCCUGCGCUGCCAGGUUUGCGGCGACUACAUGAGCGGCCCGGUUCUCCUUAGCAACUGCCGCCACUGCUUUUGCUCCGAGUGCAUUCGCAAGCACCUCCUCGCGCGGGGCACGGGUGGCAAUUGCCCCGAGUGCAAGCAAGAUUGCUCGCCUGGCGACUUGGUACCGAACCGGCCGCUGGAGCAGAUCAUCAACCUCUUCCGCGCGCUCAAGCCCAAAGUGCUGCGCCUCGCCGAGGGAGCACCACUCGAGACGGCCAACGCGCCGACGACGCCGACCAAGACGACGCAGGCCAAGCCCGGCGACAGCGCAACCAAGCGCGUGCCCGUUGUUUCGUACAACAUCAUGAAGGAUGCUGAAAUCCGCAAGCACCUCGAAGCCGCGGGCCUCGGCAGCAUCCGCGGUCCUCGGGACGUGCUCGUUGCCACACACAAGGAGUAUACGAUGCUCUGCAACGCACAGCUCGAUACGCUGCACCCCAAGACACCGGAUGAGAUCCGCCGCCAAAUCCUCGCCACAUACAAAUUACGCAACAGCGAAAAGUCGCAAAUGGCCUCGACCAAGCGGGCGCUCGGGCUCCGGCACGACGAGCCGAUUGAGAAGGCGAUCACGUCGUCGUCGGCGCUCAACGACAACUUUCGCAAGCUCGCCGAGCAGAUCAAGGCGCAAAAAGCGGCCAAGAAGGGCCAACCACCAACGACACCAUCGGCGAGCGGCCACGACGCACCCGCCAGCGACACAAUCGUCCCGACGCCGUCCCCACCGGCCACGCUGCUGUCACCGACGCCACGCACGACGUCGCACACGUCAGCGUCGCCCGUCCAGAACGCGUUUUACCCCGACGCUGAGGAAAAGCCUGCGCAUCCGGUGCUCCAGGCCGACGGGGCGCCGCGGUACCUGGCGCGGGACCCCGUCCCGUCCAAGAGCCUCUUUAGCGCACCGACGAGCGGGACGUGGCGCCAAGUGUUUCUCGACAGCACGCAGCAGCACGUCUACGUCCACACGAGCACCCAAGAGAUCCGCACCGAAGCGCCACCGAGUGUCGCGCCGGCCAAGAGCGUAGCGCACUCUGUUGCCAAGAGCAUGACGCCGAUCGUGGCCAUGAAGCGGCCCGUGGAGGUCGCUGCGAGCACGGUCCAGUGGGCGUGCCCACGCUGCACGCUGGUCAACGACAUGCACAUCGACGAGUGCUUGGCCUGCGGCGGCCCCAACUCCAAGAAACGCCCCAAGCGGGUCGUACAAAAGAAGCUGGGCUAAGCUCCUAUCACGAAUGAAUCUUAUCGUCCUGUGUUGAUGGACAAUAUUACGGUUGAUGGACAAUAUUACGGUUGA